AUGUGCACCAGCCGGAAGAUCAUCUGGAGUCUGCUGGUUCUCUCAGUGUUGGAGAUAGGACUCGGCGUCUCCAGCAUUGCUCUGGGUGCGGUGGGCAUUAGUCGAGUGAAAUCCGAGCACAAACCUCAACAAGGGGAUGCCUCUCCUGUGUGGAGCGGGGUGUGUUUUCUUGUCUGUGGGCUCUGUGGAAUGCUGUGUGCAAAAAAAAGAACUGGCCUGGUUAUGAUACUCUUCUCAGCGUGUUGUAUCUGUGGUCUGAUUGGUGGAAUCCUGAACUUCCAGUUUGUGCGAGCGUUGGUGAAGAGGCCGGGCACUGUCCCCUCGCUGCACUUAGCGGCCAUGUCUCUGGCCUGCCUGGGUAUCAGCAGCUGUACGCUAUCCACCUGGCUGACCUGCAGACUGGCCAGCAGUGAACAGCAGCGCAUGUUUUUAGAGCGAGAGCAUUCUUUGCACCAUUCCCAUGAGAUGGCAGAGAAGGAGAUCUUAGAUAACUCCAGCAAUGGAAUCCCUCAAAUCUCUUACAAUGGACGAAGUGCAUCGCCGUGA
Messenger RNA from Chanos chanos (milkfish), 546 nucleotides. It is a transcript of the gene tmem196, whose product is annotated as transmembrane protein 196. The record is from RefSeq and is a predicted model, not a curated record. Bases 1 to 546 code for a protein of 181 amino acids. NCBI's taxonomy places the organism in Eukaryota, Metazoa, Chordata, Actinopteri, Gonorynchiformes, Chanidae. The transcript has 4 exons.